UAAGCAAAAAAAUCUGCCAGUGAUGUGCAUUGAUUGGUGUAAUAUUCCUCAUCUUAUGAUUUCAGAUGGUCUGCAAUGCUGACUGUGUGAUCAGCAAUGUUGUGGCAAAAUGGCCUGGCUCAGUCCAUGACUCCAGAAUCUUUCGGGCCUCUGAAAUCUAUCAGUGCCUAUCACAAGGUGAAUUCUCUGGUGUGUUGCUGGGAGACAGGGGGUAUGGCUGCCAGCCUUUUCUCCUGACACCUUUCACAGACCCCCAGGAAGCACAGCAGGCCUACAACCAUACCCAUGCCAGGACCAGGGCCAGAGUUGAAAUGACCUUUGGCCUCCUGAAGGCACGCUUUCACUGCCUUCACAAAUUAAGGGUCAGCCCUGUUAGGGCAUGUGAUAUUACUGUGGCUUGUGCUGUCCUCCACAAUGUGGCCUGCCUGAGGAAGGAGAGGGCCCCCAGAGUGCCACCAGCCAUGGACUGGGACAAUCCGGCAAUCUUCCCUGAUGACGACAGUGGUCGGCUGCUGAGGGACCAAUAUGUGUUGAAUUAUUUUAGUUAGUAUGUGUGCUUUCAAUUUUGGUUAAAUAUGUCCUGCGGUGGCAGAGGAAUUUUUUUGGGUUCGUUUUUUUACGAAUUUGGCCUCUUAUGAUGUUUGUGCGGUAUACUGUGUGUAAUACAAGGCUGCAGGGAGGCUACUGCAUCCAUUCAUUUGUCUGUUCAGUUGAUGUGUAUGGAUUUGUCCUGCAUUUAUUUUAGUGUGCAGACAUGCAGGGUGUGUUAUAUACAGACCUUUGAAUGUGUAUGUAUCAUUUUGUAUAAUAUGCUUGGAUUCUGUGCUUUCCAUCUUGUAGAGUCACUGUGACUUCAGUUUCGAAAGGAGCUGAUGGUUUACCUGCUUUGUUUUGUCCUUAUUCAAUAAAGGAACAUAAUGUUACACAUUGUGUUUUUAUAUUCAUAUGGAAUGUGUAUUUGUUUAUAUGACAGAGUACUAGGGCCACACUGAAGAAAAAAGGAUAAAGUCAUAAAUUUAUGAGGCUGGUUCUUUCUGCAGAAAAGCUACAUAUUGUUUUUACAGUUUUGAUACUUAUGACAAUGUGAUACUUAAUAUUCUGGCACAUCAGCAUGUCUUUGUUUAUGAAACCAUACUGAAGUACAAUUUCACGAAAUGCCCCGCAUCUGUCAUUUUAACAACUGUCCUCCUUUAAAACAACUGGUUACAAUAUUAUGACUUGUCUUUUUUUUCCCUCUGUGGCCCUAAUAUUCUAUCAUUUUAUAUAUAGUCUAUGGGAAACUGUAAAUUAUCUAAUGAUAGCAACAUCUAAA
This is a messenger RNA of Oncorhynchus keta (chum salmon), 1312 nucleotides long. RefSeq names its product putative nuclease HARBI1. The record is from RefSeq and is a predicted model, not a curated record. Lineage: Eukaryota; Metazoa; Chordata; Actinopteri; Salmoniformes; Salmonidae. The transcript is spliced from 2 exons. Bases 66 to 548 code for a protein of 160 amino acids.